Botrytis deweyae is the source of this 261-nucleotide messenger RNA. RefSeq lists its product as uncharacterized. Bases 1 to 261 code for a protein of 86 amino acids. NCBI's taxonomy places the organism in Eukaryota, Fungi, Ascomycota, Leotiomycetes, Helotiales, Sclerotiniaceae. The transcript has 2 exons. The record is from RefSeq and is a predicted model, not a curated record.
AUGUCUUAUCUGAGGUCCGAUAAGAGAAAGGUGGAACCCACGGAGCAAACGGUACCCGAAUCUCCGACCUUCCGACCAACAUUUGACUUCACAACAAAGCAACAAUUCUACAAAAUACGACAACAACUUGAUGACGAAAGAUCCUGCGGUUUCUCUACGUAUACGACAUCUACCGGUACCUUGGCUUCUCAACCUGUCCUCUCAGCCACCGGUCUACAAGUCAAUCAUCCAUCUGUCUGUCUCCUUUCCUUCCAUAGGUAA